AUGAUCACACUCUUUGUCGCUCUUUCUUUCUUAACGUCAGCAAAACCUUCUAACAUCAAGGAGCUUCAAGUUCAAAAAGUAAAGCAUGGAGAAAAUGUUUCUAUAAAAUGUGAUGACUUGUCCAUGGAUAAAAAUAAAUUAGUUUGGUUCAAACAGAGUUUUGGAAAGGUUCCUCAGUCGGUAGGGAGAGGAGGGGAGAGCUCAUUCAGACCCGGUGAAGGAUUUAAUGAUGGACGCUUCAGUAUUAGUGUAAAUAAAAAACUGCUUAAUCUCAACAUUAAAGAAAUCAAAGAAGAGGAUACAGGAGCAUAUUUCUGUGCAGAAUUGCUGGUAUCUUCACUACACUUUAGAUCUGGAACCCUUUUGGUUGUUGAAGCUGAGGAGAAGAAACAGUAUCCUCCGACUGUAACGGUGAUGGAGAACGGAGAGUCGCUCACACUCCAGUGUUCAGUACAAGCGUUUACUUCAAGCUGUGAAGAACAGAGUGUGUACUGGUUCAGACACGGCUCAGGAGAAUCUCAUCCAGGAAUCAUUUACACUCAUGGAGACGGCAGUGAUGAGUGUAAGAAGAGCUCUGAGGCUGGUUCUCCUACACAGAGCUGUGUCUACACUCUCCCCAAGAGGAAGCUCACAACCUCUGAUAAUGGAACGAUCUACUGUGCUGUGGCUGCAUGUGGACAAAUCCUCUUUGGGAAUGGAAUUAAAGUGGAACUAAAAAGUAAGCAAGACUCUACUGAUCAGAUGUAUGUGCUGUUCUGGCUCUCCGUUUGUAGAGUUGGAGUUCUUGCCUUCACGCUUAUUAUCUUUACAAUAAUUAUUUGCAAAUUAAGAACGAUGAUCACACUCUUUGUCGCUCUUUCUUUCUUAACGUCAGUGAAACCUUCUAACAUCAAGGAGCUUCAAGUUCAAAAAGUAAAGCUUGGACAAAAUGUUACUAUAAUAUGUGACGAUUUGUCCAGUGAUAAAAAUAAUUUAGUUUGGUUCAAACAGAUUUUUGGAAAGGCUCCUCAGUGGGUAGGGAGAGGAGGGGAGAGCUCAUUCAGAGCCGGUGAAGGAUUUAAUGAUGGACGCUUCAGUAUUAGUGUAAAUAAAAAUCUGCUUCAUCUCAACAUUAAAGAAAUCAAAGAAGAGGAUACAGGAACAUAUUUCUGUGCAGAAUUGCUGGCAUCUUCACUACACUUUGGAUCUGGAACCCUUUUGGUUGUUGAAGCUGAGGAGAUGAAACGGCAUCCUCCGACUGUAACGGCGAUGGAGAACGGAGAGUCGCUCACACUCCAGUGUUCAGUACAAGCGUUUAAUUCAAGCUGUGAAGAACAGAGUGUGUACUGGUUCAGACACAGCUCAGGAGAAUCUCAUCCAUCAAUCAUUUACACUCAUGGAGACGGCAGUGAUGAGUGUAAGAAGAGCUCUGAGGCUGGUUCUCCUACACAGAGCUGUGUCUACACUCUCCCCAAGAGGAAGCUCACAACCUCUGAUAAUGAAAUGUUCUACUGUGCUGUGGCUGCAUGUGGACAAAUCCUCUUUGGGAAUGGAAUUAAAGUGGAGGGAAUUCAACUAAAAGAUAAUAAGCUUUGGAUUGUUUUGGUUUUAACAACCUCCAAUAUAAUGUCUGUUAUUGUAAUCAUGGUUCUGGUUGGAGUUUUACUUAAAAAACAAAGAAAAGGGGCUUCCGACGACCAUCCAAAUAACACAAAUCAGGCUGAUGAUGAAGAUGUCUUGAACUAUGCAGCUGUGAGUUUUGCUAAGAAACCUUCAUCCUCCAGAACAUCCAGAGGCAAGAACCAUGAAGAUGUUUAUGCACAAGUUAAAAUAAAUUAGAUAAAGCGAAAUGAAUUCAGACUUGAAACACAACCAAAAUGUAAUUAUUCACUCAUUUGCAGAAGGUAGUUUCAUAUUUUAAUUGGACCAAAACUAGAUUUAUUGCUGUGAAUCGAGCCGUUCCCAUGGUAACUGCUAUGAAUAUACGAUUUUGCUUUAGUUGAUUAAGACUGAAGCUUCUUUUUAUUUGUGAUCAGAAAGUGAUAUCCUUACACAAUUAUAGUCUUUGAAAUGUUGUAAUUAGCCUUUCAUUUACUUCGAUCAGCUCCUAUUUAAAUUAUAUUCUGCUGUUUUACCUAAAAUAAAAAAAACCUUACAUUUGGGAUGUUUUCUCAGCAUUUUCUUUUAAAAUAGUGAACAUGAUUUCCAGAAUUGAAAGAAAAUCUUUUGUUUGAUUUAAACUACCUGUAUCAACAUUCACGUCUCACCUUAGGAUUUUUAUUUUUUAUUUUUAUUUAUUUAUUUUUUUGCUUUGAAACAUGGGAGGUUUAAGGGGAUAAAUCUGUGGAUAUUUUAAUUAUUGUAAAUGAGCUACAACAUCUUUCCCAAUUGUAGUGAGUACAUCAGUAAAUAUAACACACGUUUACGCAUUUUAACUUACACAAGUUUCUAUAAAUAUUAAGGAGUUUUUAAGUGAAAGAAGGCUGAAUAUAAAGAUGAGUGGUUACUGCGUUACUUAUUCGACUGCUUACUCUGAAAUUAAAUUCCAGAUACUAAAUUUUAAUACGGAUUAAAAAUGUGUUUUAAUGAC
Messenger RNA from Pangasianodon hypophthalmus (striped catfish), 2569 nucleotides. RefSeq lists its product as uncharacterized. The record is from RefSeq and is a predicted model, not a curated record. The transcript has 10 exons. NCBI's taxonomy places the organism in Eukaryota, Metazoa, Chordata, Actinopteri, Siluriformes, Pangasiidae. Bases 1 to 1818 code for a protein of 605 amino acids. Gene Ontology annotation, biological process: response to bacterium.